AUGUCCGCACCCUCACCAUUCACUGUAGCGCAUCGGCGCUAUGUGCAGUCGCUUUACCGGAGAUACUUAAACAAUGAGCUGAACUGGGUUGCCAGGCGGGACAUCUGGAGGGGCAGGGCCAUUGCUAUACGGGCUGAGUUCGAGAGGAACCGGAAUGUGCACGAUCCAAGAGAACUUGCCAUUAUCCUCGAGAAGGCGGAGGCUGAUCUUGCGGAGAGGCAGCACCCAGACCCUUACCGGCGUGAGUAUUUGUUCGGGCGUGCCCAAACGAAAUUGACGUAUGAUGGCUUCUCCAGCUGCCGAGGCCCAGUCAGCGCAAUCAGUGCCCCAUAUCAGUACUACAAGGACCUGAACCCAUCUACUCUAACAGGCGCUAUAGACGUCAUUGUAGUCAAUCGGCCCAAGCAGCAGGACUCAAACUCAGAUACCACAAGCGAUGUACAGCAAGACGGCGAGACGGAGCUUGUAUGCUCGCCAUUUCACGUUAGGUUUGGUAAAUGGCAAGUGCUCAGGCCGGGGGAUAAGAAGGUCAAUGUCUUCGUCAACGGAAUCCCCGUCCCAUUCCCCAUGAAGAUAGGAGAGGCGGGCGAAGCCUUCUUCGUCUUUGAGACGGACGACGACAUCCCCGACGACCUUGUUACUAGCCCACUUCUUGCUGCAACGCAGCCCGGACAGAGCAAUGCCGAUAUGCAGCGUGCGGGCAGGUUUGGGGCAAAGGAGGAUUCAGCAGACAGGCAGGAAGGUGAGGGCGAAACAGCCACGUCUCAAGAACCGGAGUUCCUCGACCUGAAUGCGUCUGCCUCGCCCGGACCUGAGCAGCCCAGCCUUAAGCCACCGCAGGAGCGCUUCUUGAGGGAUAAGGCCGUAUCUGCGCGCAACGCCGCACAGCAAUCGGGCCUGCGGUCGUCUGAGAAAGGCGACGAGGUGUUGCCGGAGACGGGAGACGUGCAAGGGCCGGAAGUUGUCUACAGCGAUGACAUGGUAUUUGACAUGGAAGGAUACCACUCGCAUCGACGCAGCCGCUCAGGUGAAACAAUCACUCACAAAGACCCAGGGCUCUCUUCGAGCUCCCAAUUUCCUAGCCCACCCAGCACGCCCGGCCCAUCUCGUGAGUCUCUCGAACCAGGAAGCCCUUCACCAUCGAUAUCUUCGUCCCCCGUUCCCUUCCCUACCAUGCGCGCGACCUCCGAGCCUCCACCCGAGUGGACGACAGGCAUGACACCAACAUUGCCCACCUAUACACCACCAACGACGCCGCCUUCGCGUGACGAAUACAUGUGGGAGUGGGGUAGCUUUCCGCAGCGCACUCCGGUACGGACGAUGUUCGAGACGGGCUUCGGUGCCGGGCGGAAGGGCAAAGAGCGGAUGCGGGAGUUGGAUAUCGAUACGAACGUGGAGAGCGAUGCUGGCAUGAUGGAGUCGCCCGUGUCGUACGAGGGCGAUGAGGGUGAGGAUGCGAGAUUCGGCGCGGGUGGGCGGCUGGGCUUCGACCGUAGGGACCCUACGCGCUUCAAGGUAUCGAUUGAGCGGCGCGUGGUGGGUUUCCAGUUGAGCGUAGUUCCCGGUGCCGGCCGCGCGGAGGGAAGCUAUGGUGGGGAGGGGCCAUUAGGCGGAGAAGACGAGGUCGUCGACGCUCAGCGGUUCGAACACGGCAAGGUUGAGUUCGACCAGUUCUUGGAGGACGAGCGGAUAGUGAACGACGAGGACUUGGUGCUGCGAUGGUCCGGAGGAAUGUAUAUUACGCGCAAGGAUGGCUCGCCGCUUAUGGACGCCCUGUUACUCUGGCGUGAUGCAGCUCUUCGAGGCAAGCUCGCUAGCUCACCCACACCCUCACGCUCGCCAUCACCAGGGCAUUCGCCCCGCCCGUCGUCUGAUAUGUCAGGGAGCACGGUCGUAGGCCGCGAUUCUGAUACACGGAGUACGGCUUCGCCGUAUUCAUCAUCAUGGGUUAGGUGGUGGGGUCGCAGUCGGCGAGCAGAAACAGCGCAGCGGCCAGAUUUGAGGCCCAUGAAUACGGCACCGUCUACUGUGGUGCGUUCUGUUUGCUACCAACGGAGCGCGACGGCUGUAGAGCCAGGGUUGAAGCUCGCGAAGCGGUCAGCGUCAGUCGCUUCUGCGCCUGUACAGCCCGCAUUCCCGCCAAUAGGUACGCCCCCUCAGGAAGAGAAGAUGACAGUGGGCGGGAAGCCAAGCAGGAAGAGAUUUGCAAAGACACUGCGUCUGACAUCAGACCAAUUGAAAUCGCUCAACCUGAAGCCAGGCGCGAACAGCAUCACUUUCUCGCUAUCAGCAACUGGUGUCGUGGCCUGCACAGCGAGGCUCUUUGUAUGGGAUCACACUGACCAGAUUGUGAUCUCUGAUAUAGACGGCACAAUUACCAAGUCGGAUGCAUUAGGACACGUCUUCACCAUGAUCGGACGUGACUGGACACAUCUUGGUGUGGCAAAACUGUAUACGGACAUAUGUCGCAACGGCUACAAAAUGCUGUACCUCACAUCACGGGCCAUUGGACAAGCUGACAUCACGCGCGACUAUCUAAAGGGUGUCAAGCAAAAUGACUACCAGUUACCAGAGGGUCCUGUCAUCAUGAGCCCUGAUCGUUUGAUGGCAUCGCUACACCGCGAAGUCAUCAUGCGAAAACCUGAGGUCUUCAAGAUGGCUGCACUGAGAGACAUCCAGAAACUAUUCGGUCAUACCGCGAAGAAUCCGUUCUAUGCGGGCUUUGGAAAUCGCAUCACGGAUGCUCUGUCCUAUCGCAGCGUCAAUGUCCCCAGCUCGCGGAUAUUUACUAUUGACUCGUCUGGAGAAGUCAAGAUGGAGUUGUUGGAGCUGGCUGGGUACAAAUCUUCGUACAUUCACAUGACGGAUCUUGUGGAUCAAAUGUUCCCUCCCAUUAAUCGGAAAUGGGCGCCCGAGUACACAGAUUUCAACUACUGGAAACCUCCAAUGCAGGAGUUCCCUCUCCCAGAUCUGUCACCACCGUCGCCGGCUCUGAGUGCUCGAUCCGACACAUCCACUCAGAGCGCGUUAGCGCGUCUGAGGCACUUCAGUCUAGGUGGGAGCAGACAAGCGAACAAUAUGAAGCAGUUCGCAUUGCCACCUCCCGCGACGGAAGGCGGCAACAAGGAUAGCCGGAAUCAGGAGCGCCAGAACGAGUCGCAUUUACGGCAGAUGUCGUCCUUCGAGAGGCUCAGCAGCACGCUUGCAGGAUUCGCUCAGUCCACGUCGCCCAUCAGCAGUCCGCGCUCGAGCACGCCGACGUUCAUCGACUCGGGGUCGGAGGACGAAGAUGACGACGGAGACCUCGAGAAGCAGAAACGCUGGAGGCGAAGACGGCGUGAGAGCAUGCCCGGCUCGCUUCCCGGGUCCGAUGGCUCUGCCUCUGAUGACGAUCCCGAGUUCGGAGUGGAUGACAACGUGGGAGAAGGAGGCUAUGAGUACGAUGGAGCAAAGGAAGAAGCGGCUGCGGAACAGGCAUUUGACGAGGAUUUCCUUGCUACUGGUGAAAUGGAAAGUGUUCCUUUCUUGUAA
Postia placenta MAD-698-R-SB12 is the source of this 3531-nucleotide messenger RNA. RefSeq lists its product as hypothetical. The transcript has 14 exons. The record is from RefSeq and is a predicted model, not a curated record. NCBI's taxonomy places the organism in Eukaryota, Fungi, Basidiomycota, Agaricomycetes, Polyporales, Adustoporiaceae. Gene Ontology annotation, cellular component: nucleus. Bases 1 to 3531 code for a protein of 1176 amino acids. Gene Ontology annotation, biological process: triglyceride biosynthetic process; fatty acid catabolic process. Gene Ontology annotation, molecular function: phosphatidate phosphatase activity.